AUUCGUUAUAAAUAAUUUUAUUGUUGAAGAAGGUAAACCUUAUUGAAAAUAAAAACUUAGUAACCUUUUUUAUGCAUUAUAUUAUGUAUUAAAUUAUAUAUAACAAUUUCUAUCAGCUGCUUUUUCAUAGAUGUUGCUUUUAGAACGAAAUGUUUGUUUAAAAAAAAUUUAUAGAGAUUUUAAUGCUUGUAGAUAAUAUUGCAAUUUAAUAUUAAAUAUGACUCGUCCUUCAUAUAAUGAUGAUGAAAUUAACAUUAACUUAUAUUUCCACUCAAUUAUCGUUGUAUAUGCAGUGAUAACUGGUGUGGUGAUAAUAAUACUUAAUUCAAUAUACCUCAUUUCUGUUAUCAAGUAUACGCAGCAUUACUUUCCAAGCGAUAUUAUGUACAUAUUCUUGUCAACCAGUGAUUUAUUAGCUGGGCUAGUAUACAUACCAACUUGGUGUACAAUGUGGAUAAUGUCAAUGCUCCAAUCACAAUUAAAUUGUCUUCUUUGCAAAGCCUUGGAAACAGGAGGACAUAUUUUAGCUGGAGUUUCACUGUUCACAAUAGGUUGCAUUACUGUUGAUAUUUAUGUAUCAAUUAUACAUCCAUUCUUUUAUGACAGGCAUGUUACCAAUAGAAGAGCGUUUAUUCUCGUUGCUGGACUAUGGAUGUUUACAAUUACAUUGGUUACUCCAUUCGCUGCACUGAACAAAGACUAUUGGAGCAUAUUUGAGCUCAUAGCUGGCACGAUUGGGCUUUCUUCAUGUGUUAUAAUAUCAUUAAUGCACAUUAAGAUAUAUUCUGAAAUAAAAGGAAUGUGCAAAAAUAUAUCCAGUAGUAGUUCCAACCAGAUAGAUAUUUUAAAAACGAAGAAAAAGUCUGCUAAGACUGGUUUAAAAAUUUUAGGCACGUUUAUUUUAUGUUACUUACCAUUGAGCGUCUGCGUUAUUUGCCGUAACUUGAUAGUUCAAAAAACGUUUUUAGAAUCCUAUGCAGAACCUACUACAAUUUGCAUUUUCUUUUUGAAUCCAUUGUUGGAUCCUUUUCUGUACUAUUUCAGACUUUCAAGAAUUCGAACAAAAAUAAGUCGACUUUUUAACAAACCCACAGUGCACCCAACUACUUGUGAUGGACUACGGAAUUCAAAAACAAGUGUCUAAAAAUGUGUUUUUAUUGCGCCAAAAUGAUGAUAAUGGACGUAUUUAGAAAGACAUAUGAUCAACGGAUCAGAUUUAAGGCUAAUCAUUACCUGAUUGAUACAAAAAGCCUGUUGGUAUAAAACAAAUUUAAUGAUUGCAGUCGUACUAACCGGUUUGGAAAGCAUCAAAAUGCAAACAAUUGGGACAAAAACAUUUCGCUGCAAUUCACACAAAAAAUGAUUUGAUUUUGUUUUGUGUGCAUACAAGGGCCUAAAACGGAGCAAUCUUGUAGACCAUUUGUUUAUUUAUGACAUGUGCUUCAUUACUAGAGAUUGAAGAGGUUUAAUAACAUGUAUAAAGUCUAUGUAAAAGAUUGUAAAGCAAAUAUUAGCACGUUAUGAAAUUUACCUUUUUUUCACACGUUUUUCACACGUCCAGUUUGAAAUUGUUCUUAUUUGGAGCACUAUUUUAAAUAAUUUAUUUUUCACUCUUAUAUCCUGCAUACUUAAAAAAAAAUAAACGAGAUAAAAGGCUA
Hydractinia symbiolongicarpus is the source of this 1658-nucleotide messenger RNA. RefSeq names its product trace amine-associated receptor 5-like. Gene Ontology annotation, biological process: G protein-coupled receptor signaling pathway. The record is from RefSeq and is a predicted model, not a curated record. Gene Ontology annotation, cellular component: membrane. Gene Ontology annotation, molecular function: G protein-coupled receptor activity. The transcript has a single exon. Bases 218 to 1144 code for a protein of 308 amino acids. NCBI's taxonomy places the organism in Eukaryota, Metazoa, Cnidaria, Hydrozoa, Anthoathecata, Hydractiniidae.